GAUCUUUUAAAUGUAGUAGCAAAAUUUGUAUUACAUUUUCGGAUAAGUAAAUCUUAAUCUUGGCCCAACUUAAGCAUUAAAAUUUAAGAGGAUGUUGUGAAAGAAAAGAGCUGCCCAGAGACCCACUAAAUAGACCAUCUUAAUAAUGGCUCCCAAGAAAUGUUUAUGCCCAGUCACGCAUGUCAUCUUUGAUUGCGAUGGAACCUUGAUAGACAGUGAACUCGUAUACCUUAAAACGGUUCAAGAACUAUUAGCUCCUUAUGGCAUCAGUUACACCAAAGAGGAUCAGGCUCUUCAUAUGGGAAUGCCAGCAAAUGCAUUUUGUCAGAUGGUCGUCAGGGACUUUAAACUGCCGACUACGCCUGAGAAAUUCCUCAAACAAUUCGAAAUAAUUGCUGAGAAGUAUAUGGGUACCGUAAAGCUGUUGCCAGGAGUAAGGGAUUUUAUUCUCCACUUGCACGAAUACCGCAUACCCUUUUGCAUAGCAACCAGUUCGUUUAGGGAAAUAUUCAAGGUGAAGGCAAGGGCAUUUAGCGAUAUUUUUCUGGCCUUCCAUCACGUCGUCUGUGGCGAUGAUCCGGAAAUCGGAGCGGGAAGAGGGAAACCCAAUCCGGAUAUCUUCCUCCUCGCAGCCUCGCGAUUCAAUCCACCGGCGGAUCCCAAAAAGUGUCUUAUCUUUGAGGAUGCACCGGUUGGUUUGAGAGGAGGGAUAGCAGCGGGCAGCCAGGUGAUCAUGAUUCCACCGGCUCAUGUGACCAAGGAGCAAAAGAAGGGCGCGUCUCAGGUGCUCAAGUCGAUGGCGGAAUUUCAGCCCGAGUUAUUCGGCCUCCCAGCCAUUUGCAACGUCCCCAAAUUUGAGUUUGGCUAACCACCUAGCACUCAAAAUUUAUCUCUCAAAAUUGGUAAAUAUAAUAUAUCUAAAUAAAAUACGAAAUAAAUCUAAAUUAAAGAGUUUUAAAAUGUCAGAGGAAGAUCAGGGUACCAAAAUGGGUUCGAGGCGCUGUUCUUUUCAGCCAGUUACCCAUUGCAUUUUCGAGUUGGAUGGCCUGCUGAUCGAUAGCGAAA
Messenger RNA from Drosophila takahashii, 1065 nucleotides. RefSeq names its product pseudouridine-5'-phosphatase. Lineage: Eukaryota; Metazoa; Arthropoda; Insecta; Diptera; Drosophilidae. The record is from RefSeq and is a predicted model, not a curated record. Gene Ontology annotation, molecular function: phosphatase activity.